This is a messenger RNA of Rhopalosiphum padi (bird cherry-oat aphid), 1455 nucleotides long. Its product is annotated as probable palmitoyltransferase ZDHHC24. The record is from RefSeq and is a predicted model, not a curated record. Bases 175 to 1035 code for a protein of 286 amino acids. Gene Ontology annotation, cellular component: Golgi apparatus; endoplasmic reticulum. Gene Ontology annotation, molecular function: protein-cysteine S-palmitoyltransferase activity. Gene Ontology annotation, biological process: peptidyl-L-cysteine S-palmitoylation; protein targeting to membrane. Lineage: Eukaryota; Metazoa; Arthropoda; Insecta; Hemiptera; Aphididae. The transcript is spliced from 2 exons.
UAAAAUAUGUGUGCAGUACAAUGUGUAAAUGUAACCAUAGCAACCGCCUGUCAUAAUGUAUUGACUAUUGUACAUGAUUAAGGUUUAAAGGGAUGAUAACAAUAUUAAAUAUCACUGCAACUUCACUCAGGACCUAGCUAGCAAGUAGCAGAAAGACUAUUUUGACACAAAUUUAUGAUUAUGGUGACUUUAGACCAAUUCUGGAAGUUUUUAAAAACUGUUAGAAAAAAGAGCUUUUCAGAGCUAGUAUUGUGUUUAUUUCUAUUGGUUUUGAUAUGUGUAUACUAUUGUGUCGAUGUUUUUUACAUAUUACCGUGUAUGUAUCGGUUACCGUCAGUUUUGUAUUUAACACACCUGCUGUCUUUGACAUUUGUGGUUUUCAAUCUGCUUACAAAUUUUUUAGCCAUAAUGUAUGCCGAUUCAUCAGUUAUUGGCAGAUUACUUACUACGUCUGAGUUCACAUCAAAAGAAGAUAUUACAUACUGUUAUACUUGCCAGUGUAAUGUUCCUCUAAGAUGUUGGCACUGUGACAUAUGCAAUGUCUGCAUAUUGACUAGAGAUCAUCAUUGCACUUUUAGUACGACGUGUGUUGGUCAUUAUAAUAGAAGAUACUUCUUGUGGUUUUUGCUAUAUUUGUCUGUAGCCAGCUUUUAUGAGAUAAUUUUGAUAAUUUAUUACAUAUACUAUAAAGUGACUAUUAAAUUUUCAGAUUUGAUGGUUUUAGUGCCAUUUCAAUCGGUUUUAACUGGCUUUCAUUUAACCGUAGGUCAAAUUUUUGUAGUUUUAUUAACAUUGAUUUUUAUAGCUGUAACAAUAUCUUCAUUGUUGUUAAUUUAUCACCUAGAUAAGGUACGCAAAGGUCUGGUAUGUCAUGAAAAACAAGAGAAUAAUUAUGAUUUUGGCUUGAUGCGAAAUUUGGAAACUGUUUUUGGGGAAAAAUGGUAUAUAACAUGGAUUUCCCCAUUCAUCAAAUCUAAAUUACCCUACAAUGGAAUUGACUGGCAAAGUCAUGUUAAUCAAUAUAAAACAAAAUAAAUUAAUUUUUAUUGAUAUCAUUAAAAAAAAAAUCAAAAAUUUAAAACUAUCUGUGAUAUACAAGUCAAGGUUAUAGUGUAGAUUUAUAUUUUAGUUGUAAUAGAUGAUAAAAUUAUGUAUGCAUUUAAAAAAUCAAAUGAUUUCUGUAUAAUUUAAUAACCUUAUAAAUAUGAAAUAGGUAUGAGCAAAUUUAUUUACUGUGUUGUAACUGCAAAUAUAUUGUUUAACUAUUUAUAAUCAAGUUUAGUUUAUAUUUAAUUCACUCCUCAUCUAUUAUUGACCGCAAUAAAUUAAUAAUUAAAUUUGUGCAUUUAAAUGCAAUCAUUUUAGUUAUUUUUGAAAUAUCAUGAACCAAUAAGGAUGAUUAAAGGAAAGGUGUUAAAAGAUUUAAGUAAAAUAAAUACAGCUAAACAUAUGCAU